This is a messenger RNA of Closterium sp. Naga37s-1, 846 nucleotides long. The record is from the annotation of a GenBank genome assembly. Lineage: Eukaryota; Viridiplantae; Streptophyta; Zygnematophyceae; Desmidiales; Closteriaceae.
AUGUGGGUCGUGUGGGUUAAGAACCGGGUCACCCACAGUGCUUUGCCCGCCUCCAUCACCCCUGGCCAGAAGCCGCAUGUGGGCAUGGCUCGGAUUUGGGGUUGUAUGGGUAGUGUCAUGUUUCAUGGGCAUGAGAAGGGUGUCAAGCUUGAUGCAUGUGCCGUCAUGUGUGUGUGUGUUGAGGUGGACAUGGAGAGCAAGGGUUGGCGCAUGCUAGACCCUUCUCUCAUGCACGUUCGCAUUGCUCGGGAUGUUGACUUUUCCGAGAAUGCGAUGUGGAAGGAUUGGGACAAGGCCAACGGCUUUGGGGAGCUUCUGCAGGAUGCAGCUGAGUUUUCCCAACUCCUCCCUCUUCCACUCUCGCUACCCUCAGCAGCGGUUGAUAACGCUGAUAUGCCACUUUCAUCACCACCACUGGCACCACUGAGUGUGUCGGUGCGGCUGCAGCCCGCCCCUCUGCAGCAGCUCAGCGGCCCCUCGGUCAUUCAGCGAAGAUCCGCUACCCAGGCUUCUUCCUCUUCCUCCUCCUCUGGCUACGAGUGCACCCACGUCACCCGCGACUACCUCCCACCGCCGGUUAUGGGUUUGCAGGUGCUUGGUAUCCAGUCUGGCACAGGUGGUGAGGAGGUAGGGGGGGAUGCUGGUGUGGUGGAUGGAAUGAUGUGCUUGGCCAAGGAGGUGGAGUGCGUUGCGCUAGCAGGUUUGAGCACCUGUGAUGUCCCACGCACACUCGCUGAGGCACUACAUGGCCCUGAGGGCCUUCCAUGGAAGGCAGGCGCGGAGAAGGAGGUGAAUGCCAUGCGCAUUAUGGUCCUGCGUGGCACCAAGGCACAUUCACAUGCGUGA